CGAUGAUGAAUUAUUUUUAUUCAGUUGUUUUUUAGUCGUUCUCGGCAUAGUUUAUUUUGGGCUUUUUUCUUUCUCUGAGUCUCUCCGCACUCUUUUCCUUUCUUCUUAUUUUUUUUUUCUUGCUUUCUCUUGCUCAACAUUUUGGAUUUUUGCCGAGGAAAAAGAAAAAAAAUCCAUUGAUUACCGAAGAAAAAAAAAAGAUAGAACACUCAUAUUAUCAACAUGUCUGUCUACGAUCGCGACGAUUUUUAUGCUACCCCUGGCCACCGUAACCACACGGCAACGGCGGGUUCCCCGCCACCCCCAGUACCACAUCAUGUAGACUCACCUGCGAUGAGAGAUACUUCGUUUGAUAACUAUCCGCUUCAUGAACAACACUACACGCCUCCUCCGGCGGCACCUGGCGGUUAUCCUCCAAGUCCGUUUCAGCGCCAGUCCUUGGGUGACAACGGCGGCAUGGUCGGCGGCUAUAACCAACGUGCCUCCAUGUCCGAUAUGAAAUUGACCGGGCAUUAUGACUCGGAUGACGAAGAUUAUAUGCUGGAAGGUGGCCGGGUCCGAGUCCAGAAAAAACGCGGAUGCAUGGACAAAGUAUGCUGCGGUUGUUGUACCUGCUGUCCCCGGUGGGCCCGCUACUGCUCGUGCGUUUGUCUGUUGAUCCUUGUCAUGAUUGGUAUUGUGGUGGGCGUGUUGGCGGCCAUCUUCAAAGUGCCCGAAGUCAACUUUAACGGUAUACAAGGCGAACCCCAAGUCAACAUGACCGGAUCCACCAUGAACUUGGCUUUCAAAUUUGAUAUCGGCGUCAAUAACCCCAACGUCGAAAGUAUCACAUUUGAAUCCAUCGUCGCCAAGGCUUAUUACCCUGGUUUCCAUGAUUUGCAAAUUGGUGGCGGACAAGCGAACGAUGUGCAUAUUAAUAGCAACGGCAUUACCAACAUCACAUUUCCGUUUGAUCUGCAUGUGGAUACGGCAGAUGACCGGUACAAGGGUAUCAUUACCGACUUGCUAGGAAAAUGUGGCUUGAUGGGAGGCGAGAAGCAAUCCAUCAAAGUCGACUACGAUAUCAUCCCCACCGUACGCAUCAUUGGCAUCGCUAUUUCACCCACCAUUUCCCAAUCUUCCACCUUCCCUUGUCCCAUUAACAGCAACGACUUGUCCUCGCUGGGCGGUUUAUCGUCCAUGGUACCUGGUCUUGGUGGCAGCGAUGCUGGGUCCGGCACAGACGGUGCCGCAUCUGCUUUAUCUUCGGCCGCGUCAGCAGCCGGAUUGUAACCGAUUUUUUCUUCUUCUUUAUUCCCUCUCUUGUACACAAUAGAAUAGUCCCUGUGCAUGCUUUAUAUUUAACCGCUCCUCAUUCCUUUUUGACUAUCAACGUGUAUAGCCUUCCCGUUUUUCCCAUUUUUCCCAUGUUGUAUUUUAUACCUUUUUCCUUUCCUUCUUUUCAAUCUAACCAAUAACAUCUUUUGUUUUUUAUCCGUUUUCAAUUCUGUAACCAUCACAGAUAAAAAUCUUUUUGUUUGUCAUUACAUGAGACAUGUGGGGCGCAUGACUUUUUUCCGAGAAAGAAAUUGCUAAUUUCGGCAUUUCAUGUUGUAAGCCUUUGCAUUUUCUACGCAGUGCAAAC
Molecule: messenger RNA, 1624 nt
Organism: Radiomyces spectabilis
Lineage: Eukaryota; Fungi; Mucoromycota; Mucoromycetes; Mucorales; Radiomycetaceae
Exons: 2
Coding region: 223-1272 (349 amino acids)
Source: RefSeq, a predicted model, not a curated record